Messenger RNA from Aricia agestis (brown argus), 1817 nucleotides. RefSeq names its product DEAD-box helicase Dbp80 (gene Dbp80). Gene Ontology annotation, cellular component: cytoplasmic stress granule; nucleus. Bases 125 to 1522 code for a protein of 465 amino acids. Gene Ontology annotation, molecular function: ATP binding; RNA helicase activity; RNA binding. NCBI's taxonomy places the organism in Eukaryota, Metazoa, Arthropoda, Insecta, Lepidoptera, Lycaenidae. The record is from RefSeq and is a predicted model, not a curated record. The transcript has 3 exons. Gene Ontology annotation, biological process: poly(A)+ mRNA export from nucleus.
CGCCAACGAUUGCAAUAAUUUUGCUGUUACUUUUGCUACAUUUUAUGAUUUCAAUUUUCAAUAUCUAAUAAAGUAUACGUGUAAAUAACACUUGAAAAAACCCAGUUUACUUUAAGGCUACAAGAUGACUCAUCAGUGGGGCCAGAAAGCGGAAGAAUUGGAAAUCUCGAACAAAGUUGCAGAAAUCGGUAUUUCAAAGAAAUCAGACCAAAGUACAGAUUCAGAUGAUGGGCCAGACACAGUAAACCCGGCGGAAACUUCUUUGCUGAUGAAAAUCAUAAGGCAAGGCUUAGUAGAAUCUAAAUUGGAUAUUGAAGUUCAAAGGAAAGAUCCAAAUUCACCUCUCUAUUCAGUCAAAACUUUUGAAGCACUUCAUUUAAAACCGAAUUUACUCAAAGGAGUGUACGAUAUGGGUUUCAAUGCUCCAUCGAAAAUUCAAGAAACUGCCUUACCAACUCUACUUGCUGAUCCUCCACAAAACAUGAUCGCUCAGUCCCAGUCAGGUACUGGUAAAACAGCAGCUUUUGUCCUGGCAAUGUUAAGCAGAGUUGAUCCUACGUUAAACUAUCCCCAAGUUUUGUGUCUAAGUCCCACUUAUGAGCUCGCAAUACAAACAGGUGAGGUAGCAGCAAAGAUGGCCAAGUUUUGUCCAGAAAUAAAGUUAAAAUAUGCGGUAAGAGGUGAAGAAGUGCCUAGAGGUAGUACCAUUACUGAUCACAUACUCAUUGGCACCCCGGGAAAACUUUUAGAUUGGAGUAUUCGAUUUGGAAUGUUUGACUUAAAGAAAAUUAAGGUGUUUGUACUCGAUGAAGCAGAUGUAAUGAUAAACAGACAAGGACACCAAGAUCAAUGUAUUCGCAUCCACAAGUGCUUGCCACCAACAUGCCAGAUGAUGUUCUUCUCUGCAACUUAUGACAGUACGGUUAUGGAAUUUGCAGAAAUCAUCGUACCCAAUCCCAUAAUAAUAAGGUUAUUGAGGGAAGAAGAAUCUUUGGAUAACAUUAAGCAAUACUAUGUUAAGUGUAAAGGCCCUGAAGACAAGUAUAGAGCCAUAUGUAAUAUAUAUGGUGUUAUUACUAUUGGCCAGGCUAUAAUAUUCUGUCAUACGAGAAAGACAGCCAGUUGGCUUUCAGGAAAAAUGUCAAAAGAUGGUCACUCCGUAGCUGUAUUGUCUGGAGAACUGGCUGUUGAACAAAGAAUUGCAGUGCUGGACCGUUUUAGAGCAGGCCUAGAAAAAGUUCUUAUUACUACUAAUGUACUCUCCAGGGGUAUAGAUGUCGAACAAGUUACUUUGGUAGUUAAUUUUGAUAUGCCAAUGGAUAUUAACAGAAAGGCAGACUGUGAAACAUACCUGCACAGAAUUGGACGCACAGGCAGAUUUGGAAAAGCUGGUAUUGCAAUCAAUUUAAUAGAUUCAGACCAAUCUAUGGAAAUAUGCCUGGAUAUAGAGGCACAUUUUGGAAAGAAAAUUCAUUUACUAGAUAUAGAGGAUGCUGAAGAAAUUGAGAAAAUUGGAGCAUAACACUUAUGAAGAUACUUGAAAGAAGAAAGCUUUGUUUUGUUACACCUUUAUUACGCUUUUUUAUUUCUACAUUUAAAUGUAAUAUUUUGCUAUCGAAAAUGCAUGUCCUAUGUACUUUAUCUUGCUCCUUGCGCUGCUUCAGGAUUUGCAGCUCCACAUAUCAUGACGAAAAUGGCAAUGGGGACAAUGUACAUCCACUGGAAAAGAAAAGAAAUUAAAUUGUUACAUUAUAGUCACAGCUGUUUUUUUAGGUUUUAAAAAUACAAGCAUAAUAAAUUCUUACAUAUUUUGCUAA